This is a messenger RNA of Danio rerio (zebrafish), 585 nucleotides long. The record is from RefSeq and is a predicted model, not a curated record. NCBI's taxonomy places the organism in Eukaryota, Metazoa, Chordata, Actinopteri, Cypriniformes, Danionidae.
AUGGGACAACAAGCGUUUUCAAGUGAAAGAGGAUUGAGAAUAACCCAACAGCUGUUUCUCUCUCUGUUGUUGUUCCAGGUCCAUCAGUAUUACAGCUCUUUGCCGGAAGAUAAAGUACCAUACGUGAACAGUCCUGGAGAGAAGUAUCGCAUCAAACAGCUCCUGCAUCAGCUUCCACCCCAUGACAAUGAGGUGAGAUACUGCAACAGUCUGGAUGAUGAGGAGAAACGAGAGCUCAAGCUCUUCAGCAACCAGAGGAAGAGGGAGAACCUGGGCAGAGGAAACGUCAGACCCUUCCCCGUGACAAUGACCGGAGCCAUCUGUGAACAGUGUGGAGGACAGAUCAAUGGAGGUGACAUUGCGGUCUUUGCAUCACGAGCAGGUCAUGGUGUUUGCUGGCACCCCCAGUGCUUUGUGUGCAGCAUGUGUGAUGAGCUGCUGGUGGAUCUGAUCUACUUCUACCAGGACGGGAAGAUCUUCUGCGGUCGCCAUCAUGCAGAGAGACUCAAACCCCGCUGUUCAGCCUGUGAUGAGGUUAGACACUUUCACAUUGACAUUACUGGACAUGAGUCUCUAUGUGCUUAA